This is a messenger RNA of Scophthalmus maximus (turbot), 6539 nucleotides long. RefSeq names its product TAO kinase 2a (gene taok2a). Lineage: Eukaryota; Metazoa; Chordata; Actinopteri; Pleuronectiformes; Scophthalmidae. Gene Ontology annotation, molecular function: ATP binding; protein kinase activity. The record is from RefSeq and is a predicted model, not a curated record. The transcript is spliced from 20 exons. Gene Ontology annotation, biological process: protein phosphorylation. Bases 518 to 4090 code for a protein of 1190 amino acids.
UCACCGAUCUGAGGCCCCGCCCCUCCAGUCUGUGCCAUCUUGUAUUUAGCAAGAACAAAAACGCAGAGAGGAUCAAGUCCAGUCUCGGGACGGGGCGCAGGUCACAACACGGACUUCUUCAACAGUGUGUUUAAAACAAAACGCUUCGGUGCAGAGAGACAAACAUGCCCGGGAGUGAGGCACCGAGGAGCAGCAGCAGCCACACCCCGCACAGCCGCUAACGUGAGCGUUAGCUUCCCAGCUAUCAGAGCUAAGCUAGCCAAUUAGCUAAGGCUAGUAGCCCAGUGACGUUAGCGAGGCAGCAGGAGAGUUCACAGUUUCUCUCGCAGCCAAGUGAGAUUCAGAAUCUGUUGGUUCAAUCGACUGCGGGACUUCGGUGGUGAUGGGCCGGACGUCGUGUUGAUCAUCUGCCGAGAGGAAACCCGGGCUAUGCGGCUGCAGGCUCGCUGCUAGCUCGGCUGCUAACGGUUGUUUUUCUCGGUGCACAGCGGAACCACAAUAAGCCGCGGCCCUGGCCAUGCCCGCGGGUGCUCGGGCGGGAAACCUGAAAGACCCAGACGUGGCGGACCUCUUCUGCAAAGAUGAUCCGGAGAAGAUGUUCGCUGACCUCCGAGAGAUCGGCCACGGCAGCUUCGGAGCCGUGUACUUCGCCCGAGAUGUUCGUAACAACGAGGUGGUGGCCAUCAAGAAGAUGUCGUACAGCGGCAAACAGACGAACGAGAAAUGGCAGGACAUCAUCAAAGAGGUGAAGUUCCUGCAGAAGCUCCGUCACCCGAACACCAUCGAGUAUCAGGGAUGUUACCUGAAGGAACACACAGCGUGGCUGGUGAUGGAGUACUGCCUCGGCUCCGCCUCCGACCUGCUGGAAGUUCACAAAAAGCCGCUACAAGAAGUGGAAAUUGCUGCUAUUACCCAUGGUGCACUGCAGGGAUUAGCAUAUCUUCACUCUCACAAUAUGAUUCACAGGGACGUGAAAGCCGGUAACAUCCUGUUGACGGAGCCCGGUCAGGUCAAACUGGGCGACUUCGGUUCGGCGUCCAUUGUGGCUCCGGCCAACUCCUUCGUGGGGACGCCAUACUGGAUGGCCCCGGAGGUGAUCCUGGCGAUGGACGAGGGCCAGUACGACGGCAAGGUUGACGUGUGGUCGCUGGGCAUCACCUGCAUCGAGCUGGCCGAGAGGAAGCCGCCGCUGUUCAACAUGAACGCCAUGAGUGCCUUGUACCACAUCGCUCAGAACGAGAGCCCCGUGCUGCAGUCCAACCACUGGUCGGAUUCCUUCCGUAACUUCGUGGACUCCUGCCUCCAGAAGAUUCCCCAGGACCGGCCGACCUCUGACGUGCUGCUGAACCAUCGAUUCUUGUGCCGCGAGCGUCCGCUGACGGCCAUCAUGGACCUGAUCGCACGAACAAAGGACGCGGUGCGUGAGCUGGACAACCUGCAGUACCGCAAGAUGAAGAAGAUCCUCUUCCAGGAGACACAGCAGAACGGGCCCGUGUCCGAGGGCGGCGACGACGAGGAGGAGGCAGAGCAGUACCUCUUGCGGACGGGCACAGUCAACAGUAUGGAGAGCUCCCAGUCAGUCCCCAGCAUGUCGAUCUCGGCCAGUUCUCAGAGCAGCUCCGUGAACAGUUUGGCCGACGCCUCCGACGACAGCAGCAAUGAGAUGGCGAUGAUGCAGGAGGGCGAACACACUGUCACGUCCAACAGCUCCAUCAUCCACCGGCCCACGGGUCAGGACAACAUCUAUGACGACCCUUACCAGCCCGAGAUGGAACAACCCCAGGUUCCCUCCGCCGGACGCCGUCGGGCCUACUAUCGCAACCGCGACCACUUCGCCACCAUCCGAACGGCCUCUCUGGUGACCCGUCAGAUCCAGGAGCACGAGCAGGGCUCGGCGCUGCGGGAGCAGAUGUCCGGCUACAAGCGGAUGAGGCGGCAGCACCAGAAGCAGCUGAUGGGCCUGGAGAACAAGCUGAAGGCGGAGAUGGACGAGCACCAGCUGAAGCUGGACAAGGAGCUGGAGAACCAGAGGAACAGCUUCUCCACCGAGGCCGACAAGCUGUCCAAGAAGCACCAGGCCAUCCUGGAGAAAGAGACCAAAGCCGCUCUGGCCGAGGAGAAGAAGUUCCAGCAGCACAUCCAAGGUCAGCAAAAGAAGGAACUGACCAGUUUACUGGAGUCGCAGAAACGACAGUAUCGCCAACACAAGGAUCGACUGAAGGAGGAGCUGAGCGAGAACCAGUCAACGCCGAAGCGUGAGAAGCAGGAGUGGCUGAUCCGUCAGAAGGAGUGUCUGCAGCAGAUGCAGGCGGAGGAGGAGGCCGGUCUGCUGCGGCGGCAGCGGCAGUACUACGAGCUGCAGUGUCGCCAGUACAAGAGGAAGAUGCUGCUCGCUCGUCACAACCUGGAGCAGGACCUGCUGCGAGAGGACCUGAACAAGAAGCAGACCCAGAAGGACCUUGAGUGCGCCAUGCUGCUGCGGCACCACGAGUCCACCCAGGAGCUGGAGUUCAGGCAGCUGAGCUUGGUGCAGCGAACUCGGGCCGAGCUGAUCCGCACGCAGCACCAGACGGAGCUGACCAACCAGAUGGAGUACAACAACCGCCGCGAGCAAGAGCUGCGGCAGAAACACACGGUGGAGGUCCGGCAGCAGCCCAAGAGCCUGAAGACCAAAGAGCUGCAGAUCAAGCGUCAGUUCCAGGAGACCUGUAAGAUCCAGACCCGUCAGUACAAAGCGCUGAGGAACCACCUGCUGGAGAGCACUCCCAAGUCCGACCACAAGGCGGUGCUCAAACGCCUCAAGGAGGAGCAGACACGUAAGCUGGCUAUCCUGGCUGAGCAGUACGACCACUCAAUCAACGACAUGCUGUCCACUCAGGCUGUGAGUAAGCUGCGACUGGACGAGACGCAGGAGGCCGAGUAUCAGGUCCUGAGGAUGCAGCUGCAACAGGAGCUGGAGCUGCUGAACGCAUACCAGAGCAAGAUCAAGAUCCACACAGACACGCAGCACGAGCGCGAGGCCAAGGAGCUGGAGCAGCGGGUGUCCAUCCGCCGUGCGCUGCUCGAACAACGGAUUGAGGAGGAGAUGCUAUCGCUGCAGAACGAGCGGUCGGAGCGGAUCCGGACUCUGCUCGAGCGCCAGGCCCACGAGAUCGAGGCCUUUGACUCGGAAAGCAUGCGGCUCGGCUUCAGCAACAUGGCACUGAGCGGCAUCCCAGCCGAGGCCUUCAACCAGGGCUACCCCACACCCAGCCCCUCGUCGGGCUCCGGCGGCUGGCCGUCCAGGCCCGUCCCUCGCUCGGGCAGCCACUGGAGCCACAGCGUGCAGAACUCGGUGGCCACGCCGUCCUGGCGCAGUCAGAACCACGGAGGAGGUUUCGGCCGGGCCGAGUCCGUCGCCACCUCCUCCCACGGCAUCGGCAGGGACAGUGAUCUGAGCAAGAGCGGCAGGGGCCACACCCCCUCCUCCUCUGGCUCCUCCCACUCCUCCCACCACCACCACCCCCAUCACCCCCACCCCCUUCACCACCCCCACCCCCACCACCAGCAGCUCUACCUCCCACAGCACUACCAGCACCACCAGAGCACGCCACAGCUGUACCGCGACAGCCACGAGCGUGACCCCCGAGAGCGUGACCCCCGAGAGCGUGACCCCCGAGAGCGUGUCCCCCGGGAUGACCCCCGGGAGCGUGACCCGCGGGAGCGGGAGCGGCCGAGGGAGUGGGUGGGAGGAGGGGGCCACUACUCCCAUCACUCCCAGGGCCACCACCACCACUUGCACCACAUCCCCUCCCACGCCUCCUCCCAGUCCCUGGCUCUCCUUCCACCACCGCCUCCCCCUCCCCCCAUCACCCUUUCCUCCUCCCCCCCUUCCUCUGCCUCCUCCUCCUCAUCAUCGUCACAGGGAGGCUACGGCGGCGGGGGCCUGAGCGUCAGGGGCCCCGGCCUGAUGGCCCUGAGGAACAGCCCCCAGCCCCUGAGGAGGACGGCAUCGGGGGGGCCGGGCGGCGGCGGGAGCGACGGCGUGCUCAGCCGGAGCACGUCGGUCACCUCCCACAUCUCAAACGGCUCGCACCUCUCGUACUCCUGAGACCUGCCAUGGUCACGACGUCCUGAGGCAGAGCGACGCCGCCUUGGUCGCUCGGACGCCAUCUUUAGUUUUCACAGUAAAUCACCGUUAAAGAAAAAAAAAUUUAAGUAUAAAAAUUUUGGGAAUCUCCUUUCUGAACGUGAAGAAAGAGAGGAUGUUUUUUAUGAGUUUCUGAAACAGGAAAUCACAAGUAUUAAAACCCCUGAGGGAGGGAGAGGGGGGAGGGUGAAACGAAACAGUCCAGAAAAAGAAAAUGUGGCCAAAAGUCUGAGACGACGACAAGAGAGUCUCAACAUGACGAAUCGAGUCGGAUUCAAACAGUGAAUCUGUUCGACAGUGUCGCGUCCAGGACGAGGGCGUCGACCGUGGAGUCGUUAGUUUUUUUUCAUUUCGUGGAUCUUCCACUUUGGCUCGAGGUGCUUUUUAAAAAACCACUGUACCUUUGUAAAUAACUUUCAAUUGUAAACCUGGUUCAUGUUUAAUACGUUCAGUGAGGGGGGGGGGGGGGGGGGGGGUCGCAAACCUUUUUUAAUUUGUAGUGAUGAGAAUCUGUUCAUGACGACAAUAAAAAAGAAAACACUGCCAUCUUUUUGUUCCCAUGCCCGUCGACCGGCUCGUCUGUCGUCUCUUCAUCAGAUGAAUAAAGUUUUUUUUUUUUUUUUUAUAUAACGUCACCACUUUCCAACACCAUCCUCUCGUCUCCGUCAUGACAACAUUCGAUAUCAACACUCGAUCGAGAAAUUUUAUUUAUGAUUAGAAUUUCAACCAAAAACUUUACUGUAAAAAUAUAAUAAUAAUAAUCAGACGGUUUGUUGUUAAAAAGAUCCGACGUGAGAACGAGACUGAAGCUGUUGGAAAGUUUCUGCAUGAACGUGUACAGACGACAUUUGUAUGAAUAACACAACAUAUUUAUAUAAAUGUAACGUGUGUGAACAUCGCAGGUUUCCUGAACAGACACUUUGACCUUUUACCUGCAUUGUACAUAAAAGCAUUAACAAUAAUAAGGAUUCUGUCGUCGCGCUCUAGAAUCAGACAAAUAGAUUAUUGACAUAAUUAUUAUCACGACUGCUGCAGGAGGAAUGUUUAUGUUCUGAUGCUCGUUUUUAAAUGUAAUUGCCAAUUUUGACCACUAGGUGGAGAAUAAGAGGAAUGUUACUGUGACUCAGGGGGAGGAGUCUACGGUUGUGGGUGGGGCUACAUUCUAUUUUAUUUUAAUUUUAUUUUUUUUGAGCCAGUAUUAAAGCAUGGAGCGAACGGACACAUUUCCAGAUUCGUUCUCUAAGUUUGGUGCCAUAUUUUUAUUAUUUCUUAUUUUAUUAAUGUGUUUUACAUUUCUCUCGUCACAUGAAACAUGGAACCUGCGGAACGAGAAGAAAAAAACAAAAAAUAGAACUUAGUUUAAUAAUUGGAACGUUUCAUUCACGAGGUCGUUUCUUGUAAUUAUCUCAACACAUUUAAUAUCGAACACGUUGAUCGUCUCAUCGUUUGGUUUUGCACAGUUUCAAUGGAUAUAAGAGAAAAAUAAAUCAUCCAAUCACUUUCUGCAGGUGGAAAAUUAAUAAAUUAGCGUUUUAUUAUUUAGCUUUAUUAUAUUUCAUGAGGUGUUUGACCUGGUGUGACCGGGUGUUGGUUGUCGGUCUCGUCUACCUCGUUUGCACUGAUGGUAAAAGAAUGUGUGGAUUAAAAAAAAAUCUUUUUCUUCAUGUGCUGAUGUUUGUGCAAAUGUUGACGAGAGAGAGAGACACGCUGUGAACUUCCUGUUUGGUUUUCCCUCCACUGACACGUCACGACCGGACACGCUGGACUCUAAUCCCUCAGAUUAUGAUUUUUAUGAUUAUGACUUGUGCUCAGCGGAGGAUAAAGAGAUGAAACGUUGCGUUCACUGACCUCAGAGGUUUUUACCCACAUUCACAGCAACAGUCCGUUAACAUUGAGUUCACUGACAGUGUGGAAAUUAUCUUUUGAGGAUUUCUGUGUAAACAUUUUGGACGAAUGUUUUUUUGGGUAAUUUUCACAUUUGCUGUUUUUCUCCAGAAUCGCAUGAUGAGAUUAAAAUCAACCAAUGAUUUUUUUUAUCAUUGGUUCAUUUGCUGCUCCGUGGUGCGUUCAAGGUCCAGUUUGACUUCAGAGUCAACGGCUGAAGCAAAUUUCCAAAAAAAGUAGAAUUUUUGUUUUGUUCUGUUCCAGUCCAUCCUCAUAUUCCUGGUUCAGUUUUAAAUGUUAAUGUCAAACAAACUUCUUCAGUGUCGCUGCCUCCGACUCCGAACGACCCCAGGACUAAGAGGAGGAGGAGGAGGAAGAUGAUGAUGAGUCAGUGUGAGUGUCUCAGACAUUUAGGUCGAGUUUCACACGUUCAGGUUCGAUGCAAAAUGUUUGGAGAUUGUUGAAAAAAAAUGUUGUACAGAAACGUAACGAAAUAAUUUUGGACAAAUAAAUGGACAAAAACAGA